AUGGCUGUGGUAACCAGAGGAUCCUCAGUGCCCUCGGGCCGGAAACCCAUGAAAUCCCGCAACAUUGCUAUGCUCAGUGUCGCCGGUGUCAUUGCGGGAGCGUGGCUACUCUUUCGUCUCAUGGCUCCCCAGAGAGGUACAUUUGUCGCGUCCAAUGAAGAGAUGGAGGCAUUCCGGGGAGGUGACAAGUUACAGACGAAUGUGGGGGAACAAGACUGCCCGACCACCGCGGAAAGGAUAUUCGGUGCCACGGGGGUCGGUAUAGAAGUGACAGGACCACUGCAGAAGGAGUAUGCCGGGAGUGCCGUGUGUAUACAAAGGGGAAUGUAUAUGGAGGUUGGACCACAGUCUCCCCAUACAUGA
Molecule: messenger RNA, 363 nt
Organism: Penicillium alfredii
Lineage: Eukaryota; Fungi; Ascomycota; Eurotiomycetes; Eurotiales; Aspergillaceae
Exons: 2
Coding region: 1-363 (120 amino acids)
Source: RefSeq, a predicted model, not a curated record